This is a messenger RNA of Prorocentrum cordatum, 1250 nucleotides long. Lineage: Eukaryota; Dinophyceae; Prorocentrales; Prorocentraceae. The record is from the annotation of a GenBank genome assembly.
CUCUGGGCCCCCUCGGCCACCACCCCGCGGGCCCCGUCCCAAGACGGGCGAGGGCCCCCGACGGAGCGGCACAAUGGCGGUCGCCGCGGACUGCAGCCACCAGGUCGACUCCUACAUAAAGGAGCGCGGCGUGGAGGACGCGGUGGCCGAGGUCGUGCAGGCUCUGCUGGAGGCCAAGCCCGAGAACCCGCGCCGGUGGCUGCUGGAUCGGCUGGAGCAGGAGCUGUCCGAGGAGAGCGACGACCUCCUGGAGUCCGACCUGCAUCGCCUCUUCGCGGCGUCGCGGAAGAUCACCGCGGAGAUAGUGCCGCAGGAGACGAUAGGCAUCGUGAUCUCCGAGACCGUGCAGCUCCUCAGCUGCGACACCGUCUCCCUCUUCGUGCUUGACAAGAAGGCCAGCGUGCUGAGGCUGUACGCCUCCAAGCUGUCAACGCCGAUCGUGGUGAAUAUGGGACAGGGCAUCGCAGGUUACGUUUUCGAGCACCUAGAGACAGUGAACAUCCCAGAUUGUUACAAGGACCCGCGCUUCGACAGCUCGUUCGACAAGGUCUCGGGUUACUACACGCGCAGCCUGCUAGCGGCUCCCAUCCUGGACUACGAGGGCAGCUGCGUCGGUGUCCUCCAGGCCAUCAACAAGAUGGGUCUCGACGGUAAGUCGAGCUUCGACCACACGCCCGUCGGCAUGCAGGCGGUCCCCUUCAGGAGGAAUGACGAGAAGAUUCUGUUGCACCUCACGCAGCACGUCGGCAUCGCGCUCCGGAAUGCUGAGGUUUAUCGAGAGGCCAUCAGCUCUAGCGAGCGCGCGACUGGUCUGCUCAACACAGUCCAGAGCCUUUCCCAGGAUCUGGGAAUCCAAUCAAUGUUGCUGACGAUCACCAUGCACGCGGGCCAGAUCGUGAGUUGCGAGAGGUCAACGGUCUUCCUCCUAGACGAGGCCAAGGGAGAGCUCUGGUCGGUGUCCACGGACACCGGCCAGGAGAUCCGCAUACCUAAGACGACUGACGCGUACGCAGACAAACGCUUCAACCAAGAAGUGGACAAGAGGACGGGCUUCAAGACGCAGAACAUCCUCGCGGUACCGAUGUUCACCGCCGACGGGUGCGUCUCGGGCGUCAUCCAGAUGAUCAACAAGGUAUCCCCCGACGGCAGCUACGAGGUCUUCGACGAUGCCGACGUGGAGGUGAUGGAGCUGUUCGCCAAGUUCGUAGGCCCCAAGCUCACGCAGUCCUCGAUGUUCGUGAAGGCCGCCG